Owenia fusiformis is the source of this 1596-nucleotide messenger RNA. NCBI's taxonomy places the organism in Eukaryota, Metazoa, Annelida, Polychaeta, Sabellida, Oweniidae. The record is from the annotation of a GenBank genome assembly.
AUGGAAUUGAGGUCAACUGAUAGGAAGUUAAGCUGCAGACAGGCUGUUAAUGCUACGCAUGCUCAGUUGCUUGUUGUUAUGAUAAACAAUAUGGCUAAUGUGCCUGUUCAGAUUCCUCUAGAUUCCAUGGUUUUAUUGGAACUACAACUAUAUGGUAUUGAUGAACUUAUCGAAGUAACUGCUGCUUCUGAGUACAUACCAGACAUUAUAAAACACUUAAAUGCUCGAGUCACUGAUCAGGACAGUGUCAAACUCGAAACGCAAAUUAGGGACAUGAAGAAUGGUAAAUAUAUGGUACAGUUUGUCCCUCUGCGUGAAGGCAAACUAAACAUAGAUAUUACGCUAUAUGGCCAGCAUAUUACACACAGUCCUUUCCCUGUAACCGUCAAAGAGGUAGAAUCAGACACUGAGGAUGUUGUUGAAGAUGAUGAUGUGAUUUUUCUUAAGGAGUCAACAAAGCAAGGGAUGUUAACAAAGGGGAAUGAAGCAUGUUUGGUCAAAGUAUCGGAUGUGACAUGUUCUAUUGAUCCAACAAUAGUCUACAAGGCUUAUAUAGGUGACAAUGUUGAAGGUGAAGUUGCUGAGGUUGUUGAAGAUGAAAUUGCUGAGGUUGUUGAAGGUGAAGUUGCUGAGGUUGUUGAAGGUGAAGUUGCUGAGGUUGUUGAAGGUGAAGUUGCUGAGGUUGUUGAAGGUGAAGUUACUGAUGUUGUUGAAGGUGAAGUUGCUGAGGUUGUUGAAGGUGAAGUUGCUGAGGUUGUUGAAGCUCUGGCAAUGACUCAUUCCAACCACUGGGUAACAAUUUUGUUGAGGUUGAUAGUGAUUUGUGGACCGGAUGUAAAAGUUACAGGAACAGUUGCUGAAGUUGUUGAAGGUGAAGUUGCUGAGGCUGUUGAAGGUAAAGUUGCUGAGGUUUUUGAAGGUGAAGUUGCUGAGGUUGUUGUAGGUGAAGUUGCUGAGGUUGAUGAAGGUGAAGUUACUGAUGUUGUUGAAGGUGAAGCUGCUGAGGUUGAUGAAGGUGAAGUUGCUGACAUUGUUGAAGGUGAAGUUACUGAGGUUGUUGAAGGUGAAGUUGCUGACAUUGUUGAAGGUGAAGUUGCUGACAUUGUUGAAGGUGAAGUUACUGAGGCUGUUGAAAGUGGAGUUACUGAGUCUGUUGAAGGUGAAGUUGCUGACAUUGUUGAAGGUGAAGUUACUGAGGCUGUUGAAAGUGAACUUACUGAGGCUGUUGAAGGUGAAGUUGAAUAUUCAGGUUGUUUGAUUUUGGCUCUUGAUUCCCCUGGCUUUUUUAAUAGAAAAUUUAAUACACAACUCUUUAAUUUUAGUUUUGCAUUUGUCCCACCUAAGUCAGUAAAGAAAAGGAUAGACAUCCAUUUUCUGUCCAGCUCUGGCAAUGACUCAUUCCAAUCACUGGGUAGCACAAUUUUGUUGAGGUUGGUAGUGAUUUGGGGACCUGAUGUAAAAGUUGCCGGAGCAGUUGUUGAAUUUGUUGAAGGUGAAGUUGCUGAGGCUGUUGAAGAUGAAGUUGGUGAAGUUGCUGAGGUUGUUGAAGGUGAAGUUGCAGAGGUUGUUGAAGUUUUUAAGACUGGAUUUCUGUAG